Molecule: messenger RNA, 933 nt
Organism: Cyphellophora attinorum
Lineage: Eukaryota; Fungi; Ascomycota; Eurotiomycetes; Chaetothyriales; Cyphellophoraceae
Product: putative kinase mug58
Exons: 1
Coding region: 1-933 (310 amino acids)
Cellular component (GO): cytoplasm
Source: RefSeq, a predicted model, not a curated record
AUGGCCGAAAUAAUUGACGACAAAUCUCCUGUCGUAAUCCCGUUCAUUCUUUCCCAUCUCGCAAAGCACCGUGAGAAGCAGCCAAAUAAACCCUUCUUCAUCGGCCUCAAUGGUGUACAGGGCGCUGGCAAAACAGUGCUCGUCACUGAGCUCAAACGCACACUCGCCUCGAAGGGGCUCAAGCCUGCCGUGUUCUCCUUAGAUGAUCUAUAUCUCACGCAUGCUGAUCAACUAGAGCUUGGAAAAGCCAAUCCGUCCAACCCAUUGCUCCAGCAUCGCGGUCAGCCAUCGACUCACGACAUCGCGCUCGCAUUGUCAAUAUUUGAGGAUUUGAGUCACAAUCGACCGACCAAAAUUCCGCAGUACAACAAAGCCCUCUUUUCUGGAAAGGGCGACAGACUGCCUGAAGCAGAAUGGGAAUCAAUCACGGAGCCUGUAGACAUUGUUCUGUUCGAGGGCUGGUGCGUCGGCUUUCAACCGCUACAAGUCGAUGAGCUCACGCGCAAACAUGCUUCAGCGGCUAGUGCUGCCGCCAACGACCAAUAUUCUUAUACAGGCCGACUCGGUCACAACACUGAGGAGUCAGUGACAACGAUCAAUACAGCAUUGGACCAAUAUUCACGACUCUGGUCUUACUUCGACGUAUUUGUACAUAUCGAUGCAGCAGAUCCAUUGUUCGUCUACAAAUGGCGACUACAGCAGGAGGCGACUACUAGGCGCGUGCGAGGUGGCGGCAUGACCGACGACGAAGUCACUCACUUUGUUGACGGCUACUUUCCUGCAUAUGAGCUCUAUACCGAGACGCUCAGAAACGGUAUAUUCAAGCCGAAUAAUCGAGUCGCUGGCGGUUCGGGAACAGCAGAUUGGAAAGGCCGUCAAUUGAGACUUAUCGUCGAUGAGAACAGAAGAGUGAAGGAGGCAAUCACCAUAUAA